Messenger RNA from Odontomachus brunneus, 819 nucleotides. RefSeq lists its product as uncharacterized. The transcript is spliced from 2 exons. NCBI's taxonomy places the organism in Eukaryota, Metazoa, Arthropoda, Insecta, Hymenoptera, Formicidae. The record is from RefSeq and is a predicted model, not a curated record. Bases 1 to 819 code for a protein of 272 amino acids. Gene Ontology annotation, molecular function: nucleic acid binding; zinc ion binding.
AUGGAAAGAAGUGCGUUGCCAGCAGUGCCGUUAUUAACAGGAUCCAAUUACUUAGUCUGGGCUAUGAAAAUGGAAGCAAUUCUAAGCCUAAAGAAGCUGGACAAAAUGAUUAAUGAAGAAAAGCCAGCGGAAAAUGCCGAACAAAAAACAAGGAUCGAAUGGGAAACGAAGAAUAAAGAAACAGUGGCAUAUAUACGUUUACAUUUAUCGGACGAACAAGCAUUACAGUUCGCAACCGAAAAUGAAGCGAAAUUAUUGUGGAUCAAGAUUAAGAAUGCAUACGCAGGAGCGGCAGAGGAUCAAAAGAUCGACGCGAGCAACGACUUGAAAUUUCUCCGUAUGGAAGAGAAGGAAACAGUGAGCAACUAUAUUGCACGUGCACGUGGCUUAGCUACAAAAUGUGCAUCGUUAGGAUUAAAUGUGACGCCACGAGAAUUAGUAUAUUACACAGUACGAGGGAUAAACAACCAACAUAAAGAUAUCCGCGAAAUAUUGAAAACGCAACGGGAAAAAUCCUUGGAGGAAAUUCACGAGAUACUCAAGGAACGUGAGAAAGAAUAUCAACGUCGUGGAAGCCAUAUUAGAGAAACGGACGGUGCUUACGCAGUCCAGAGGAAGAACGACAAGAGGUGCUACAACUGUGGAAGAAGCGGCCAUAUUGCGAAGCUCUGUUGGAAUCGUAAAAACUACAAAGAGGAUCAUCACAGGGCUACCAACAACUACAAACGAGACGGAAGGAAAGACAAUGAUACGAACCGAGGAAUUACAGAGAGGAAGAAAUCCGCCAAUAGUAUAGUGAAACCUGUAAAUGGCUGGUGA